Messenger RNA from Gossypium raimondii (Peruvian cotton), 2257 nucleotides. RefSeq names its product crossover junction endonuclease MUS81. The transcript is spliced from 15 exons. Gene Ontology annotation, cellular component: nucleus; Holliday junction resolvase complex. NCBI's taxonomy places the organism in Eukaryota, Viridiplantae, Streptophyta, Magnoliopsida, Malvales, Malvaceae. Gene Ontology annotation, molecular function: DNA binding; crossover junction DNA endonuclease activity; 3'-flap endonuclease activity. Gene Ontology annotation, biological process: mitotic intra-S DNA damage checkpoint signaling; double-strand break repair via break-induced replication; DNA catabolic process. The coding region runs from base 202 to 2100 and encodes 632 amino acids. The record is from RefSeq and is a predicted model, not a curated record.
UUUUCUUAGGCCCAAGCUGAUGUUCAUUUUUUCAACUACAACGCCGAUCGAAUAGCCCAGAAAUAAGGUGGCGCGAUUUUCUGCUCACUUUCAAAUCUCUACUCUCCCACGCAAUCCCCAAUUCGAAAAACCUAAUAAAAUUCUCAAAUUUCCCAGAAAAAACACUCAUACACAACUGAGGAAAAGAAACCCAGAAAAGAGAUGGAGAAAAAUAGGCGAGUACUGUGUCCAGAGAAUGAGGAAUUAGCAAAUUACUUGCUGCAAAAGAGGCAAGAGCUAGCCGAUAAACCCAAAGGAAUAAAAGAAAACACUGACGUGACUCUUUCAAAGGCUUACAACAACAUUUGCAAUGCUCAGCAUCCCAUCAAAACACUCAAAGAUCUCAAUGACAUCAAAGGUGUUGGGAAAUGGAUUCUAGUGCUUAUGCGUGGCUAUUUCGAUAGUGGUUCAGGAAGUUCAGAAUCAGAAGAGAUAACUAGAAAGGGUAAAAAUACUAAAGGAAACAGACGUUAUUUGCCCCAAAAGAACUCAGUGGCAUAUGCGUUGUUGAUUACAUUAUACAGGGAGACUGCAGAUGGGAAUGAAUUUAUGCAUAAGCAAGAUCUUAUUGAUGCUGCCGAAGCAAGUGGGCUUUCACGAGCGCCAAUUGUGCCUGAGAAAGGAAAAGGGAAAUCCAGCCAAUUUGGAAGUUCUUCUAGGGACUGGUAUAGUGGAUGGAGCUGCAUGUCAAUGCUGAUAAAGAAGGGAUUGGUUGUGAAAUCAAGUUGUCCAGCAAAAUAUAUGCUAACGCCAGAAGGCAAGGAAGCAGCACGUGAAUGUCUCAUGAAAUCUAAAAUGGAAGAUCCCCUUGAAAAUUUGGUUGAUGUGGAAAGGCUUUCUCAACCAGACACACAGGAUGCAUUUGUUCAGGACUUAUGUCAUUCUGAUUCGGAUAUAGAAGAGAUAAAUGAAAGAGCUGCUUUUAAGAGGAAAACAUCCAUUGAUGUUCCACUUGAUUGUCUUGAAAGGUGUACUCGCAUGGGGUACUUAAAGGAACAAGUUUUGUCUGCUUUUGCUGAGGUCUCUGAAACUUCCAAGAACAAGGAGAUUUCUUCACUUUGGCCAGCGGUCUUGUGUCGCCUUCGAGAAGAUCAAGUUUAUGGGCAAGAAGCUCAUAAUGGAGUGCAAAGUAUUUGGAUGCAAUCAAGUAAAAAUGGUGGAGAUAUGCCGAACUUGUGUACGAUGAGAGCCUGUUCUUCCUCUAGACCAAGUUCAGAUGGUCUGACAGCAGAUAUGAAUGUCUUAAGUGUUCCACCUCUGAGCUUCGGGGAGAAAUUCGAGGAUACAUAUGAAGUAAUCUUAAUAUUAGAUGAUCGAGAGCAAUUUACCAGUCAAGGUGCGCGCUCCAAGAAAAUGUUAGAGAAGAUUUGCUCAGAAUUCAAAAUUAAAAUAGAUGUUAGAAGGUUGCCUAUUGGAGAUGGAAUUUGGAUAGCUCGCCAUAAACAUAUUUCCAGCGAAUAUGUUCUAGACUUUAUUGUUGAGAGGAAGAAAGUUGCUGAUUUACGGUCUUCAAUACGGGAUAACCGCUACAAGGACCAAAAACUAAGGCUUCUGAGAUCUGGACUAAAGAAGCUGAUAUUUCUUGUGGAAGGUGAUCCGAAUACUUCAGAAGCUGCUGAAAGCAUCAAAACAGCGUGCUUCACAACAGAGAUCCUGGAGGGGUUUGAUGUUCAGAGAACAAGUGGUUUACAUGAUACCCUGAGGAAGUAUGCGUAUCUUACUCGAGCAAUAGCUCAAUAUUAUAAGCUGCAUCUGCCUGAGGACCAUUCUAAAUUGUCUGGGGUCUGUCCUCCCUUUAAUGAAUUUAUCAAAAGGUGCCAAGAGCUGGAUAAAAUGACAGUCAGUGAUGUAUUUUCCAUUCAACUUAUGCAGGUACCCCAGGUGACCGAGGAGGUUGCCAUAGCCGUUGUCGAUUUGUAUCCAACACUAGUAUCACUUGCCAAUGCGUACUCUCUUCUUGAGGGUGACGUAUUUGCACAAGAGGAAAUGCUUAGGAAGCAAAGUAACAACAAGGUGAGCUCUGUUGCUAGUAAGAAUAUUUUUCGGUUUAUUUGGGGCUGAAUGUAUUAUGUUGUAUAUUGUAAAUCUAAAUAAGUUUCGGCUUUUCUUGAAUUUCAAAGUGUACUAAAUAAGAUUAGUCCUCCAUUAAUUACUUUGUUGCCAUUGCUAAACUGUGUUAUGUUAAGUCUCCAUUAAUCCUGAAAUGAUUGAACUGAAA